CACAGAAUAAAAGUAUACUUCGUCAGCCAUGGACAGCACUUAUACUCCCCUGAUAGACUCUCUCAUCCGCAUAGGCGAGGGAAAAGUGCGAUCGAGUCGGAUAGUGAAACAGCUGGAAUCGUUUCUGAACAUCACGUUUGAAAAGUCUGUCAAGCACGACUUGAAAAGGCUGUCUGAUAGUCGUAUUGAACAGUACCACAAGAAUUCCAAAAGGCAGGAGGAACUGCGCAUGCUUGCGACUGCAAAGCGGUCCGAGUCAAUGCACUUUUUGGUGGGAAAUAAGCUGAAGACUAAAGCAUGGUUGGAACUUUUGUACACACAAAACCUUGGCGUUGGCACGCAAGAGUCGAUUCCAACGGCUGACGAAAUACCCGUAUUACCUGGAACCAAAGUUGAGGACGAUGCCUCUUUUGACAUUGCAGCGAUGGCGACUCUCUAUAGGAACAACAUCACGCUGCUUUACAGGCUCGAUCAUGAUCUUAACCCCUACUUUGUUGCACCCCAGAAAGACUUAUUCAGAGCACGACGCCAGCUCGAAGCACGACGCAAAAAAUCCCGUAUGAAACAUUCAACCUUUGAAAACUCCAUCCAAACUACACAGUUAUCUGCCUCUCAACACUUGUACACCUGGUCCGCAAACAUUCAGAAGUUAUUGAAAAUAGAGCAUCCGCUAUCAAUGAACGAAGUUAUCUAUUUGGUAUUCCGUUAUGCUAGGGAGAAAAAAUUAUACAGCCAAUCUCUUUUCCAUUCUAACGACCUGACCUCCUUUCUUUCUUCCCACGGGGAACCUCUCGAUUCAAAAACGCUAUUUCAAAGAGUGAUCUCUAACAAACUACAGAGAGUCGGGUACAUUACACAGAAUGGAACACGCUACACUAGUUCCGACGGCUCUGCAGACUGUCACAUCCCCACAGACGCCUACAACAUACCGGAAGUGUUGCUUCAAAGGCAUUUUGCAGCUGUAUGUGCUCUGACAGACGUCCAGUCUUCCUUCCCGACUCUCUUCAAGUCCAAUGCAAGCAGAUCAUCCCAUCGCUGAUGUAAGCGCUAUAUAUAUUUUUCAUUAUGUACUGUAUGUAUUUAUACCUGUCAACAAAGGUACCAUAUACCUUCAUUGCUGUUCGGUGCAAAAGGGUGCC
This is a messenger RNA of Pichia membranifaciens NRRL Y-2026, 1139 nucleotides long. RefSeq lists its product as hypothetical. The transcript has a single exon. NCBI's taxonomy places the organism in Eukaryota, Fungi, Ascomycota, Pichiomycetes, Pichiales, Pichiaceae. Bases 29 to 1039 code for a protein of 336 amino acids. The record is from RefSeq and is a predicted model, not a curated record.